This is a messenger RNA of Notolabrus celidotus (New Zealand spotty), 2875 nucleotides long. It is a transcript of the gene zftraf1, whose product is annotated as cysteine/histidine-rich 1. Gene Ontology annotation, cellular component: nucleus. NCBI's taxonomy places the organism in Eukaryota, Metazoa, Chordata, Actinopteri, Labriformes, Labridae. The record is from RefSeq and is a predicted model, not a curated record. The coding region runs from base 558 to 1724 and encodes 388 amino acids. The transcript is spliced from 7 exons. Gene Ontology annotation, molecular function: zinc ion binding.
CCACAAUAAAACAUUCCGCUGUCAGCCAACACACUGCUGUGCACAACUUGUGACUAGCACACACAGGUAGUUAAAAAUACUAGCAGAAUAUUUAGUUUUAAAUACGAAACUUCAGUUAUUCGCCAUCUUCGAGAACCUGCCAGGGUAAUAACGAGUGUGACCCGGAGUAUGCUGUGCAGGGUGAAGUCGGGGGAGACGGGCAGGACGAAAACAAAGAUGGCUGUGUAAGCAGAGAGACGAGUCCCAGCAGAACUGUCUCACACCGCGGGCGGAAUCACCCACAGCUCCCGUGGGUCCAUUGGACAGUCAGUCGGUACCGGAGCAGGGACGUGAGACGAGCAGCCGAGCUGGGCCGCGGCUUCACAUCGUUGUGGUGUGCUGUCACAGCGGAUAACGGCGUCGAGAGAGAGAGAGAGCGCAACAACAGCUGAGAGUUGUUUUUGUUCUGAGAGAGAGGACUGCUGUGUGUGUGUCAACGUAGAGCUAGCCACAGAGUCUGCUAGCAUCACUCCUGGUCGCGGCAGGUACUCUUCAGAGAUAUCUAGGCAGCCAUCGCCAUGUCUUCACUGGAGGAGAGAGACGUAGGCGUAGCGGCCGCCCCUGGCUCCUCCUCGGCCGGCCUGGGGGUCGGGGCCGUGGGGGCAGCGGUGGAGGCUGUCGCUGGGGUUGCAGCCAUGCAGGAGGAGGUCGGGAUACGGCGAGAAGGGCCUGAGCCUGACCCAGACGAGCCACCCAAGAAGAGGGUUAGAAUUCCCGAGGGAGAGUCGGGAAAGCUGGAGGAGAGGCUGUACUCAGUGCUGUGCUGCACUGUGUGCCUAGACUUGCCCAAGGCGUCUGUAUACCAGUGCACCAACGGACACCUGAUGUGUGCAGGCUGUUUUAUCCACCUCCUGGCUGAUUCUCGUCUGAAGGAGGAACAGGCUACAUGUCCCAACUGCAGGUGUGAGAUCAGCAAGAACCUGUGCUGUAGGAACCUGGCUGUGGAGAAGGCUGUCAGUGAGCUGCCGACAGAGUGCACCUUCUGCCUAAAACAGUUCCCUCGUUCCAGCUUAGAGAGACACCAGAAAGAGGAGUGCCAAGACAGGGUGACACAGUGUAAGUACAAGAGGAUCGGCUGCCCCUGGCAAGGUCCGUUCCACGAGCUGCCGGCGCAUGAGGAAGAGUGCUCUCAUCCCACUAAGACUGGUACAGAGCUGAUGGGAAUACUGGGAGAGAUGGACCAGAGUCACCGCAGAGACAUGCAGCUCUAUAACAGCAUCUUUGGUCUGCUCUGCUACGAGAAGAUCGGCUUCACAGCUUCAAAUCUUGUCUUCCACUUGUGUGUCCAUCCAGAGGUUCAGUUCAGGCCGUACCGCACUGAUGACUUCAUCACUCGCCUGUACUAUGAAACCCCGCGCUUCACCGUUCUCAACCAGACGUGGGUGCUGAAGGCCCGCGUUAACGACUCUGAACGCAACCCCAACCUGUCCUGCAAGCGCACACUCUCCUUCCAGCUCAUCCUUAAAAGCAAGGUGAACUCAGCACUGGAGUGCUCCUUCCUGCUGCUGAAGGGGCCAUACGACGACGUGCGGAUCAAGCCGGUCAUCCACCACCACUCCUUCUGCAACGACGCCAACGAGACCGAGUACGUCCCCCUACCCAUCUCCGACUCCGUCGAGUGCAACAAACUGCUGGCCGCCAAAAACAUCAACCUGCGCCUGUUCAUCUUCCAAGUCCAAAAAUAAAGAGAGAGGAGGAGGAGGAGGAGGAGGAGGAGGAGGAGGAGGAGGAGGAGGAAGAGGAGGGUGACAGAGGACGAAGGGAAAAGAAUGAUGAAGAUUAAAGAGAGACACCACUGAACCACUGAUACCUCUUAACACCUACACACACAUUCACACUGACACACACAUUCACACAGGGUAAACAAACCUACACACACACACACACACACACACACACACACACACACACACACACACACACACACACACACACACACACACACACAUUAAUCCAUAUAUAUACACACACACACACCACUAAUUACACUUACCUCCUUUUACAAGAUAGUGAGACCCGUUGCUCGGGGAGCUGUGAGUUGCUAUGGCAAAGGAUGGGCCUUGUUAUGGGAUGGAGGGUUGGGUUGACACCUGCAGAAGGCACAGGUGGAGGUGUGGUGAGGGGUGUGGGGUGAGGGAGGGGGGGGGGUUCUGGAAUGAUUGUUGUGUACCUGUGGAGACUCUCUGUCUGAGGUCAGGUGUGUCUGACCUUUCACCCCUGACGCUCACAGCCAAAGGUAGUGCACACACACCGACCAAAGCAGGGUUUGCUGGGUGCAUUUGUCGCGUGUAUGUUUGUGUGUAUUGUGUGUCUGUGUGUGUGUGUGUGUGAGAGAGAAAGAGAGAGAGAAAGAUAAGGGUAAGAGAGAGCUGAGACGGACUCUGGAGCACGCUAAACUCUGCUUUUAUUCUGAAAUGUCCCAAAGACGAGAUAAUGUGAAAAUAGAGCGACUGACUGCUGAGCUUCUCUUUGGAAAUGUGAAUGUGUGUGUGUGUGGGUGUUUGUGUGAGAAUCUGUGUGUGUCUCUUCCCUUCUUUACACAAGUGCUCAUUUUAUUUUACGUCUGAAACUUUACCCAAACAGAAGAAAGACCCCCCCCCCCCCCUCACGAGGAGAGACGGCCCGGCUGCAUGAUAUUUUAGUUUUUAAAUUUAUUCCUCAACCUGUGGUUAUAUUUAACCUUUAACACUAGUUACAAUUUUAUUUCUCUUAACCCUGAAUAUUUAAAUACCUGUAAACUUAAUUUUCCUUUAGCUGGGUUUUUUUGCGUGUAACUGGCUGCCUUUGUGUGUGUGUGUGUGUGUGUGUGUGUGUGUGUGUGUGUGUGUGUGUGUGU